AUGGCAAGCCAUCUGGCAACAGCCGACAGCUACAUCCUCUCGUCAGCAACAUCCUUCGACCACAAUGCCAACUCCUACAUGUACUGCAUGUCCGGCUCUGAGGAGCAAUACUCGAUGGUCACACGCUCAAUAGGCCCCAACUCAGCCCAGGUCCCAGAGUACGUGAACCAGCAAGCCACCACCCCAGCAUGGAAUACCCAAAUGCCGAACUGGACCAUGCAACAGUAA
Molecule: messenger RNA, 228 nt
Organism: Penicillium canescens
Lineage: Eukaryota; Fungi; Ascomycota; Eurotiomycetes; Eurotiales; Aspergillaceae
Exons: 1
Coding region: 1-228 (75 amino acids)
Source: RefSeq, a predicted model, not a curated record